AUGGCGCUGGGCCCGUACACGAACAUGCGCGUGGACCGCCACGACCGCGUCUUCGUCAUCACCAUGCAGAAAGCGCCAGAGAACCGUCUGAACGUCGCGCUCGCGCAGGAGAUGAUCCGCGCGCUGCGCGACAUUGAGCGAGAACUCGGUCCAGACGCGGACGGGUGCGUCAUCACGCGCGGAAACGACGCAAAGUACUGGUGCACGGGGCUAGAUCUUGACGAGAGCGAGACAAACCCGCACGCCAACAGCGACGGCUUCUUCCCGCUGCUCGCGACCCUGCUCGACUAUCCGUUCCCCACCAUCGCGCUGCUGACGGGGCACACGUUCGGCGGCGCCUGCCCCCUCGCCCUCGCACAUGACUACCGCAUCAUGAACGCGCAGCGGGGGUUCUUCAGCAUGCCGCCGGUCAAUCUGGGGCUGCACUUCCCCGGGAUCGGGGCGCUGCCGCGGCUGAAGCUGCGCCCGCAGAUCGCAAGCAAGAUGCUGCUGGAGGCGCACCGGUGGACGGGCGCGGAGGCGCUAAGCGACGGCAUCGUGGACGCAAUCGCCCCGCCAGCGGAGAUGCUGGACGUUGCGCUCGCAAAGGCGCGCGACAUACAGGGCAGGGCCAGGAUGGGUGUGUACAGUGUGCUGCGGAACGAGCUGUGGGGCGCGGCCGCGGAGCAGAUCAGGCGGAUAUGUUAUGUGCAUGGGCAGAGAACGACGGCGCCUGCGAAGGCGAAGAUUUAG
This is a messenger RNA of Didymella exigua CBS 183.55, 732 nucleotides long. Its product is annotated as ClpP/crotonase. Bases 1 to 732 code for a protein of 243 amino acids. Gene Ontology annotation, molecular function: delta(3)-delta(2)-enoyl-CoA isomerase activity; enoyl-CoA hydratase activity. Gene Ontology annotation, cellular component: peroxisome. The record is from RefSeq and is a predicted model, not a curated record. Gene Ontology annotation, biological process: fatty acid beta-oxidation. The transcript has 2 exons. Lineage: Eukaryota; Fungi; Ascomycota; Dothideomycetes; Pleosporales; Didymellaceae.